This is a messenger RNA of Ostertagia ostertagi, 300 nucleotides long. Lineage: Eukaryota; Metazoa; Nematoda; Chromadorea; Rhabditida; Trichostrongylidae. The record is from the annotation of a GenBank genome assembly.
AUGGCCGAUCAUCGCGGGAGGCCACCUAAAUUGCCGCCGCGCCCAGAUUCGCAGUCGGAUAGACCGACAUGGACCGUAACGAGGAGGGAAAGGACCGAACUCUCACCAUUACGGUCAACUUCUCCAUUUCAAUCGCGUACGGUGACGACAACAGAAAGAGUGCAGAUUCUUCAAAUGCCUAUCAAUCUCACCGAACAGCAAAUUGAACCCGCUCGUCUACUGGCACUAUCACCUCACGGCAAUCCCACUCAAUCCGUUUCUUCCACGGUCACCACGAUGGCUGUGAGUUUCCUUUUUUAG